Messenger RNA from Darwinula stevensoni, 2761 nucleotides. The record is from the annotation of a GenBank genome assembly. Lineage: Eukaryota; Metazoa; Arthropoda; Ostracoda; Podocopida; Darwinulidae.
UAAAUAGACAUGGCCGCACACCUCCCCCACGUGUGAAGAUGAGUUCCGUGGCUCUCCCCCAUAUGGUACUUUCUCAAGGGAACAUCACCGUUCCCCGCCGUGUGUCAUCCUGUUAGGAGCUCCUGAUCGCAAAUAGAGGCUUCUAAGCCUCUUGUAGGCCUACAUAUCUUCAUCCCUCUGUCAUGAUGGAGGAGAGCCACGUAUUUCACGAGGAAGGACCCGACGAUGUGUUCGCGACGAAAGGCACUGAGGACGGCCAGCCUCUCCCCUUUCACGCCCUUUUCGAAUCAAACGACUUUGAAGGUGCUGGGCUGAACUCGUGGAUUCAGUCCGACGAUGAAUCGGACGAAGGCGGUCAGCUGCCCACAAUGGAGCGAAUGGCCCCUCUCGGCGCCGACCACGAUGAAGUCGAGGACCUGUUCCAGAAGAACGUGACCGAUCAAGAAAUGAACUGGGCUGCGAAGAGCUCCAGCAGGCCCAGCACUUCUGAGAAUGAUAAGCUCCGGAUGCUGGAGGAGGAGCAAGAACAACUGACAACUUCUUUACUGCAGUUGACUACCCACUUUGCACAGGUUCAGUUUCGACUCCAGCAGAUCGUCUCUGCUCCGAGCGAUGAAAAGGAAAAGCUCUUGAAGGAACUGGAGGAAUUUGCUUUCAGGGGGAUUCCUGAUAUGAGGGGACUGCAGACAAAUCUGCUACUGAAAGAUGAACAGAACAUGCGCCAGAGAGAAGAGCGGCUGAGGGAACAGCGACAGAAGCAGGUGGAGCUGAUCGGCGAGCUGAAGACGCAGCUGGAGGACCUCGAGAGAUACGCCUACGAGACGGGGGAUGCCGGUCUCCCCCAGAACCUCCUGCUUGAGCGACAGAAGCUGGUCAUCGAUGAGCUGAAAGGGCACCUGGAUCUGAACCUGGAGGAUUUGGACCGGCUAAGCCUGGAAGAGUUGAAACAACAGGUGGACAAGGCCGUUGGACAGGUGAUGCCGAUAGUCCUGGACCUUAUGCCGAGAAAUGUUCGACCUGUUCUUGUGGUGGAAGACCGGAAGAGAGAAGGUCUCGGUUUCCUUCGCUCACGUCGGUCAGGUCAGACGGCAAGACGGUGGAGUCGCAUCGAGAUGCGAGCCAAGACUGUCCAAAUGAUGAGGAAGGUCUUGAAUCUAUUGCACAUGUUUGCGGAUGUGCAUUUUGGCUGCGGGAGUGAGCCUUUCCGGAGGAACAUCUUGAAGGAGACUCGCAAAGGGAAUCAUUGGGGGGAUCUUCGUGCCCGAUUGGAGGUGGCCAUCGCUCGGGUGGCUCGACUGGCAGCCGAGAAAGCAGCCGGCGGAGACAGCGAUUACACUUCCGAUUCUGAGGAUUUCUCCCGUGUCGCACCGGACGAGUUGGUCAUGGCUGUUCGCAAGGACUUCGCCAUGGCCCUCAAGGACCUCAUGCAACAUGGGCUUGUCCAGACCAGCGACAACACAUCCUUGGUUCCCCGAAUGGGGUGCUUCCCGACCCGGUCGGCUCAGGUGCAACCGGAGCGACAUCUACACCCGUGGGAGCUCCUUCUUGCCUAUUAUGAUAUAAGGGGAGGACCCUUGUACAAUGCAACUCCACAGCGGAAGCUGGCUCAGAGCUUCGGGCUGGACAUCAUCGGGAGCAACGCCGUGACGGCAAAGCAGACCCUGCUGGGUGCGAUUGGGAAUGUGAUCACCUCCCACACGCCUCUCAAGAGGUCCAUGGAUGCUCACUUCAAGGCAUUCAUCUGUGAAGGACUCAAUUCCAAAAGGCUGAUCUCAUGGCUGAAGCUGAUCUUCCGCAGCACACACCUGGUGAAUCAGUACUACCAGCCGUGGAGCUAUGCUUUACGCACCGGCUUCGAGGACACAUUCCAUUCGAUGGAGAAGCUGAUGGGGUUCGAGUUCGACCUCCCGGCCGACCUUGCCGUCCGCCAGCUCCGGGCCAUCAAGGAUGCCUUCUGAGCCGAUCUUGGGACCGAUCGUCGUGCAGAUUCUCGUUAUUUUUUGGCAUCGUUUCGUCUCAUCGACAUCUCAUCGGCGCUUUCGGAUCGUGUAGUCGCGUUCGGUAGGCUUCCUCUCGCUCUCGUGAUUCCCGUAGACGACCCCGAUUGUAAGGAUGGGAAGUUUGAUUCCGUGGCAUAAAAACAUGUCAUUAAUCAUGUAUGAUUCUCAGAGAUCUGUGGGGCUGCAUUGCGGAAUGACGAUAUUCCCGAAAUAAAGGCUAAUUCAAAGGCCAAAAUCCUCAGAGGGAGUCGAUUUCGUGCCCAAGGGUAGCACUAAUUGCCAUCCUUCAAGAAUGCCUGAUGGGAUUUUUUUGCGCUGUCACAUUUUUCUGAUUUGGCAUUUCAUCGGUGGUCUUCGAUGUCGAAAAACAGAUUUCGCAUAAAAUCGGCACGACCAUCUCGAUAUCGACGGAUUUACUUCUUUCUUUUUUUCAACUUGUUUUGUAUCAGCUGAUCGGUCGGUCUUGCACGGCACUUUUUGCGGAUUCGGUCAUUUCGUGACAGUUCGGACGACUUAGUACGAUGUGCUUGGCUCGACCGUCGACCUUAUUCGUUAUUAAGGCCCCAUAAUUAACAUUCUUAGCGUAAUUAGCCCUCUGCCACCUCCACUUCGAACAGCUAAUCGGACAGACAUCCUGAAGAUUUCUGAUCUGGAUAACAACUUUUAUGCAUAAUCAAACCUUAACGAUAUUCGAUGCUCACCCUCGCGAUUGACGGCAUUACCGGCUUUCCUGUUCCUGUUCCUGUUUUUUUUUUUCCCCG